Molecule: messenger RNA, 934 nt
Organism: Anopheles darlingi
Lineage: Eukaryota; Metazoa; Arthropoda; Insecta; Diptera; Culicidae
Exons: 3
Coding region: 1-912 (303 amino acids)
Biological process (GO): transposable element silencing; germ-line stem cell division
Source: RefSeq, a predicted model, not a curated record
AUGGCCGAGCCAGAAAACGCACCGCAAACUAACGUAAUUAUUACGCAUUUAAUUAAUCCGCACUGCUUCUGGUACAAACCGGAGUCGACGUACGAGAAGGACCACGAACAUCAUCAAUUUUCGGUGGCACUAAAUGAACACUGUGAACGCUUGUAUGGACGAGUUUUUGUUGGGCAGUCGGUACCCGGAGCGAACCUGCAAAGGAAAGCACUAGCAGCCGUCUACCAUGUGGCACAGCAGCGUUGGAUCCGGUGUGAGGUGGAGGAGGUCGUGAUUGGACUGGAUGGAAAACCGACGUAUCAAUUGUGGGCACUGGACGAAGGACUGCCAAUAAAAACGACCCCGGAGUAUGUCCGUAUGUUACCUUCCCAGUUCGGAAGCGCCCCACCACAGGCCCUGCGUGGAGCUAUUGCUAACAUUCUACCAGCCAACAAACGCCGGGAUGGCUUGGGACUAAAGGCUAGUCUAAUGCCAUGCAACAAAUGGUAUGCCGGCAUAGUAUCGAUGAUCCAGACCAUGAUCGAAGGUGCACUCAGUGUUGCGUUGGUGUCCAACGGCGGGACAGCACUGGUGGAAGGAGAGACGGUCCAAUUUGCCGAUAUGUUCAUCACCAUGGACCGUUACGAACCGUUCAACGUAGUAGACGUGCUAGCCAAGGCCUGCUCGGAGCAGAUGAUUCGAUGUUCCAGCGAAGAGUUUGAUAAACGGAUGCCCAAAUUACAAACAUUCACCAUUAAACGAUACCUAAACAACGAUGGAUACGACAAACUGCCAUUAUUGGGUGAGAACACGAACUCGGGUAGGUCCAGUCACCACCAGGGAACUGCACUCAGGUCGUUGCCAGAUCAGGAAGCAGUCACAAAAGUUAACGACUGGUUGAACAGAAACAUGACCACUGGGCCAGAUGGGUAGGAACGGUUGAACGCCGCAAAAA